Brassica napus (rape) is the source of this 1227-nucleotide messenger RNA. RefSeq lists its product as uncharacterized. Gene Ontology annotation, molecular function: protein dimerization activity. The transcript has 3 exons. The record is from RefSeq and is a predicted model, not a curated record. NCBI's taxonomy places the organism in Eukaryota, Viridiplantae, Streptophyta, Magnoliopsida, Brassicales, Brassicaceae. Bases 1 to 1227 code for a protein of 408 amino acids.
AUGCUUGAGGCCAUUUCCAAACUUCCUGGUAUUGCAAAGAUAAUUGAUCAAGCAAAGGCUGUUACUAUCUUUGUAUAUGCUCAUCAUACAACACUGUCCAUGAUGAGAACAUAUACAAAGAAAGGAGAUAUCGUGAGACCAGGAGCAACAAGAUUUGCAACUUGCUUUUUGACUUUGCAAAGCCUAUACGAGAAGAAGGCACAACUGAUGAGCAUGUUCGGCAGCGAUGAAUGGCAUGACUGUAAGCACUCAAAGUGUGUGAAGGGUAAAAGUACGUUUGAUACAAUUAUGAGUCAUGGCUUUUGGAGUAGUGUGACGGUUGUGUUGAGGAUCUUCAGUCCUUUAGUGAAGGUUCUAAGGCUGGCUGAUGGAGAGAAAGUACCUUCUCUUGGAUUCAUUUAUGGUGAGAUUGUCGAAGCUAAGAAGUCUAUCAAGGAAACUUCAAAUCAUGUGGAGAAAAACUACCUACCUAUCUUUCGGAUCAUUGAUGAGAAAAUGAAAGAUAGGUUAGAUUGUCCUUUGCAUGUUGCUGCCUACUUCCUCAAUCCUUAUUAUUUCUACAAAGAUCCAGAAAUUCUAAGUGAUUUUAAGAUCAUGGAUGGAUUCAUAGCUUGUGCUGAGACUUUCUAUCAUGGCGACUUUGAGAAACAAGAUAAAGUUGUGAAUCACGAGAUCAAUUUUUACAAGAACAAAAGUGGCUCAUUUGGCAGACCUUUAGCACUGAAAGGAUGUGAGAUUAAGAAUGACAAAUUUGAUCCAGGGAAUUGGUGGUCCACAUACGGAUGUGGUACACCAACUCUUCAAAAGAUGGCUACAAGGAUCCUUGCUUUGACGUCAAGCUCUUCCGGAUGUGAAAGAAACUGGAGCUGCUUUGAAGGGAUUCACACAAAAAAAAGAAACAGGCUGGAUGUCAAUCGCUUAAAUAGCUUAGUCUAUGUGCAAUUCAACGCAAAGAUGUUUAAGAAGCAGAAAAAAAUCAGAGAGCAAAAUGCUGAUGUGAUAUUCGAUGAUGGUAAUGAAGAUACAGUGGAAGAAUGGCUUGUAGGCCGUGUAGAAGAGAUGGAUAGUGAUCUUAAUUUGCUGCUUGUAACCCAAGCUCCAAGGGUAAGAGAUCUAUAUGAUGAUGACUUUGAGUCUGAAGAUGAUGAAGAAUAUGUUGUGGACAUGGAGUUUGAACCGGAUAUAUAUCAGCAUGUUCCUCUCUUCCAUGACUCACAAUCUAAUUAG